UGCGUCUUUUCUCUCCGUACCCCCAAACGCGUUUCCAGGGUUCAUCCAAAACUUCUUUUUUUUUUUUCGCUGCAACUCGAUCCGGUCACCUCCCACUUCCUCCCUUCCUUCUCCGCCGUCCUCUCUUCUCGUGUUCUUCCUCCGCCUUCCUCCCUUCUCGUUUUCCUCCUCCGCCUUCUUCCCGCCGUGCAAAACCCAGCGUCGUGACCUCCUCUGCCUUCCCUUCCUUCUCUCCCGUGGCCCAAAGUUCCUCCGCACCGUUGACAACGAUCGCAGACGCCAAGCAUUUGUUUCUGGAAAUGAGUAGGCUGAAGGGUGUUCACUGUUUCCUUGGGUUAAUAUCUCGGAGAGGCUAUCUUCAGGUUACUUCUUUAUCAACUGCAAAUGAAACCUCAACCUUAUCCAAUAAAUUCCUUGUUAGAGUUCUUUCGGCUUCAGCAGAUGGCAGCACGAACACUUCUUCAGUUGUUGCUUCAGGUGAAGUGAAAGGGGCUAGUGAACCAAAUUCGUCCGAUCCUACUAAAAAGGCUGUACGAGGUGGGCCUGUCUCGUGGUUGAGCCUUUUGUUGCUUAUUGCCACUGGAAGUGGGAUAACUGUAUACUAUGACAAAGAGAAGAAACGACACAUAGAAGAGCUGAAAAAUGCUGGUGCACCAAAAGAGGGAGCAUCUGUUGGCACAGCAGCUAUUGGGGGUCCUUUCAAUCUUGUUAACCAUGAUGGAAAAUCUGUUUCAGAUAAAGAUUUUGUGGGGAAAUGGACACUGAUAUAUUUUGGAUUCACACACUGCCCGGAUAUCUGCCCGGACGAACUCCAAAAACUUGCUGCUGCUGUUGAUAAGAUAAAAGGAAAGGCAGGCAUAGAUAUUGUGCCAGUUUUUAUCUCAGUUGAUCCAGAGAGGGACACUGUUGAGCAAGUCCGUGAUUAUGUCAAAGAAUUUCACUCGGAUUUAGUAGGAUUAACUGGCACAACAGAUGAAGUUAGACAAGUUGCUCGUGCUUACCGAGUUUAUUAUAUGAAGACCGAAGAGGAGGGGUCAGAUUACCUUGUUGACCACUCAAUUGUUAUGUACUUGAUGGAUCCGAACAUGAAGUUCGUUAAAUUUUUUGGUAAAAACCAUGAUGUUGAUUCACUGGCUGAGGGCAUAAUCAAAGAAAUAUCAGAGCACAAAAAGCAAAAGAAACGAUAGUGCGCUGGGCUUGUUCCUUAGAUCUCCGUUUCGAAACAUCGUUGUCCUUGUAAACCGUUUGUACUGUUUUCUUGAACGAUGUGCGGCAUAAAUUUUUGAUAUUGCUGAGGAAUCAUCUUGCCAAGAUAGUUGACACAGAACUGGCAAGUGAAAGGAUAUUAUUAACAGUCCAUAAAAAUAUAGAAUGUUGCCAGCAUGUAUUGUUGCAACGAUUGAGUUCAUUAUUUUCAGAACAUCAAUUUUGCAGUAUUUGGGGCUAUUUUAGGUACACUUAACCUACUUGUAAUGGAGAUGUUUUUUUCUUUGUA
Messenger RNA from Asparagus officinalis (garden asparagus), 1495 nucleotides. Its product is annotated as protein SCO1 homolog 1, mitochondrial. Gene Ontology annotation, biological process: intracellular copper ion homeostasis; mitochondrial respiratory chain complex IV assembly. The transcript is spliced from 8 exons. The record is from RefSeq and is a predicted model, not a curated record. NCBI's taxonomy places the organism in Eukaryota, Viridiplantae, Streptophyta, Magnoliopsida, Asparagales, Asparagaceae. The coding region runs from base 300 to 1187 and encodes 295 amino acids. Gene Ontology annotation, cellular component: mitochondrial inner membrane. Gene Ontology annotation, molecular function: copper chaperone activity; copper ion binding.